Molecule: messenger RNA, 6861 nt
Organism: Myotis daubentonii (Daubenton's bat)
Lineage: Eukaryota; Metazoa; Chordata; Mammalia; Chiroptera; Vespertilionidae
Gene: SHANK2
Product: SH3 and multiple ankyrin repeat domains 2
Cellular component (GO): dendritic spine; postsynaptic membrane; postsynaptic density
Molecular function (GO): ionotropic glutamate receptor binding; synaptic receptor adaptor activity
Source: RefSeq, a predicted model, not a curated record
GCUCCGGCCGCUGGGCGCGGCGCCGCCGGGUCCUCGGUCCCCGCGGCCCAGCCAGGUGCGCGCGGCCGCCCGCCCUCCCCAGGGGGCCCCGGUCUGACCGCUCGCCGGGAGCCGACGGAGGCCAGGCACCAGGCGCCGGGCACCAUGCCGCGCAGCCCCACGUCCAGCGAGGACGAGAUGGCCCAGAGCGUGUCCGACUACUCCCUGGGCUCCGAGUCGGACAGCUCCAAGGAGGAGACCAUCUACGACACCAUCCGGGCCACGGCGGGGAAGCCGGGCGGCGCCCGGACGGAGGAGGGCCAGGGCCACACGCUGGUCAUCCGCAUCCUCAUCCAGGACCUGCAGCAGACGAAGUGCCUUCGCUUCAACCCCGACGCCACGGUGUGGGUGGCGAAGCAGCGGAUCCUGUGCUCGCUGAACCAGAGCCUGAAGGACGUGCUGAACUACGGGCUGUUCCAGCCGGCCAGCAACGGGCGCGACGGCAAGUUCCUGGACGAGGAGCGGCUCCUGCGCGAGUACCCGCAGCCCGCGGGCACGGGCGUGCCUUCUCUGGAGUUCCGGUACAAGAAGCGGGUGUACAAACAGUCCCAUCUGGACGAGAAGCAGCUGGCCAAGCUUCACACCAAGACCAACCUGCGGAAAUGCAUGGACUACGUUCAGCAUCGCUCGGUGGAGAAGAUCGUGAAGAUGCUGGACCGGGGCCUGGACCCGAAUUUCCACGACCUGGAGACUGGGGAGACGCCCCUGACCUUGGCGGCCCAGCUGGACGACUCAGUGGAGGUGAUCAAAGCGCUGAGGAACGGCGGGGCACACCUGGACUUCCGCGCCAGGGACGGGAUGACGGCCCUGCACAAGGCCGCCCGCGCCAGGAACCAGGUGGCCCUCAAGACCCUCUUAGAGCUGGGUGCGUCCCCGGACUACAAGGACAGCUGCGGCCUCACGCCGCUGUACCACACGGCCAUCGUGGGCGGCGACCCCUACUGCUGCGAGCUGUUGCUGCACGAGCGGGCGGCCGUGUGCUGCCGGGACGAGAAUGGCUGGCACGAGAUCCACCAGGCCUGCAGGUACGGACACGUGCAGCACCUGGAGCACCUGCUCUUCUACGGGGCGGACAUGGGGGCUCAGAACGCCUCGGGGAACACGGCCCUGCACAUCUGUGCCCUCUACAACCAGGACAGCUGUGCGCGGGUGCUGCUGUUCCGGGGCGGGGACAAGGAGCUGAAGAACUACAACAGCCAGACCCCCUUCCAGGUGGCGAUCAUCGCGGGCAACUUCGAGCUGGCGGAGUACAUCAGGAGCCACAAGGAGACGGACGUGGUGCCCCUCGUGCCAACCAGGAGGACCGUCCCUAGGGCACCUCCUCCCUCCCGCUGCCCUGCCGGCGGCUGGGCCCCGCCUUGCAUCCUGGAGGAGCCAGCUGGCCUGUGUCCCCCGGCCCCGGGCCUGCACAGGAGCCACAGUGGGGAGCAGGCCGCCUGGACCGGCAGCGUGCCCUUCCGAGAGGCCCCGGCGUACACCAACCGCAGGCGCCGGGCCCCCAGCACGCUGGCCGCCCCCCGCGUCCUGCUGCGCUCCAACAGCGACAACAACCUCCACGCCAACGCGCCCGACUGGGCCGCCGGCCCCGCCUCGCACCGCAGCCUCUCGCCGCAGCUGCUGCAGCCCGUGCCCGGCCAGGCCGACGGGGGCCCGCGGACGGUGGGCGGCUACGUGCCCGGGCCCCGCAGCCGCUCGCCGUCACUCAACCGGCUCGGCGGCGCCAGCGAGGAUGGCAAGAGGCCCCUGCAGCCCUGGCACGUGGGGCCGGCCUUCCCGCCCGGAGCCAACAAGGACGCGCCCUCCGCCUUCCCGUACCCGGGGCCCAAGCGGAAGCUGUACAGCGCGGUGCCCGGGAGGCUCUUCGUCGUCGUCAAGCCAUACCAACCCCAGGUCGACGGCGAGAUCCCCCUCCACCGUGGGGACAGGGUCAAAGUCCUGAGCAUCGGCGAAGGGGGCUUCUGGGAAGGCAGCGCCCGCGGCCACAUCGGGUGGUUCCCGGCCGAGUGCGUGGAGGAGGUGCAGGGCAGGCCCCGGGACAGCCAGGCAGACACGCGUGCGGACCGCGGCAAGAAGCUCUUCCGGCACUAUACGGUGGGCUCCUACGACAGCUUCGACGCCUGCAGCGACUGCACCGUCGAGGAGAAGGCGGUGGUCCUGCAGAAGAAGGACAAUGAGGGCUUCGGCUUCGUCCUGCGCGGGGCGAAAGCGGAUACGCCCAUUGAGGAGUUCACGCCGACGCCGGCGUUUCCGGCCCUGCAGUACCUGGAGUCUGUGGACGAAGGCGGGGUGGCCUGGCAGGCCGGACUGAGGACGGGGGACUUCCUGAUCGAGGUGAACAGCGAGAACGUGGUGAAGGUCGGGCACCGGCAGGUGGUGAACAUGAUCCGCCAGGGAGGGAACCACCUGGUCCUCAAGGUGGUCACGGUCACCAGGAUCCUCGACCCCGACGACACCACCAGGAAGAAAGCACCCCCGCCUCCCAAGCGUGCUCCGACCACGGCCCUCACGCUGCGCUCCAAGUCCAUGACCUCGGAGCUGGAGGAGCUCGGUAAGCGCCCCUCGGUCCGGAAGAAGAAGGAUAAGCCCGAGGAGAUCGUGCCCGCCGCCAAGCCCUCCCGCGCCGUGGACAGCGUGGCCGUGGAGUCCCGCGUGGCCACCAUCAAGCAGCGGCCCUCCAGCCGGUGCUUCCCGUCCGUCUCCGACGUGAACUCCGUGUACGAACGCCAGGGCAUCGCCGUGAUGACGCCCACCGUGCCCGGGAGCCCGAAGGGCCCCCUCCUGGGCCUCCCUCGAGGUACGAUGCGAAGGCAGAAGUCAAUAGACAGCAGACUGUUUCUGUCAGGAAUAACGGAGGAGGAGCGGCAGUUCCUGGCCCCUCCGAUGCUGAAGUUCACCAGGAGCCUGUCCAUGCCGGACACGUCCGAGGACAUCCCCCCGCCCCCGCAGUCCGUGCCCCCGUCCCCACCGCCCCCCUCCCCCACCACCUACAACUGCCCCAAGUCCCCGACACCCAGGGUCUACGGCACCAUCAAGCCCGCCUUCAACCAGAACCCCGCGGCCAAGGUGCCGCCGGCCACGCGCUCGGACACGGUGGCCGCCGUGAUGCGGGAGAAGGGGCUGUUCUACCGCCGGGAGCUGGACCGCUACUCGCUGGACUCUGACGACCUCUAUGGCCGCACCCCCGCCGCCCAGGCCGGCGCCCGCGGCCGGCGGGGACAGAUGCCCGAGAACCCGUACUCGGAGGUGGGCAGGAUCGCCAGCAAGGCGGUGUACGUGCCGGCCAAGCCCGCGCGGCGCAAGGGCACGCUGGUGAAGCAGUCCAACGUGGAGGACAGCCCCGAGAAGACCUGCUCCAUCCCCAUCCCCACCAUCAUCGUCAAGGAGCCCUCCACCAGCAGCAGCGGCAAGAGCAGCCAGGGCAGCAGCGUGGAGACCGACCCCCAGGUCCCCGAGCCGCCGGGCCAGCUGCGGCCGGACGACGGCCUGGCCGUCAGCAGCCCCUUCGCCGCUGCCAUCGCCGGGGCGGUGCGGGACCGGGAGAAGCGGCUGGAAGCCAGGAGGAACUCACCCGCCUUCCUGUCCACGGACCUGGGGGACGAGGACGUGGGUCUGGGGCCACCCGCCCCCCGGGUGCAGCCCCCCGCGUUCCCCGAGGGUAGUUUCGGCGAAGAGGAGGGCGCCGAGCAGCUGGCGUUGCCCACCACGCCAGGGGCGGCGCCCAGGGAGCCCGAGAGCCAUUUGGUGGGUGGCGGUGAGGCCAGAGCUCAGGGUGAGGCCGGAAGGCCGCCGAACAUGUCCAAAGCCAAGGGUCCCGAGGGCAGCCCCGUGGGGCCCCCCAAGGGCGGCGGUGCCGCGAGCCCCGAUAACUACGUGCACCCGCUCACGGGGAGGCUGCUGGACCCCAGCUCUCCGCUGGCCCUGGCACUUUCCGCGAGGGACCGAGCCAUGAAGGAGGCCCAGCAGGGCCCCAAGGGGGAGGCCCCCAAGGCCGACCUCAACAAACCUCUCUAUAUCGAUACCAAAAUGCGGCCCAGCAUGGAGGCCGGCCUCCCCACGGCCACCAGGCAGGGCGCGCGCGGGCCCCUGCGGCGGCAGGAGACCGAGAACAAGUACGAGAGCGGCCUGGGCAGGGACCUCAAGGGCGAGGACCGGAAGAACAUGCUGAUCGACAUCAUGGACAUGUCCCAGCAGAAGUCGGCCGGCCUGCUCAUGGUCCACACGGUGGACGCCGCCACGCCUGGUGGCUGCCUGGAGGAAGGGGAUGAGAACGCCGACGCAGAAGCCACGCCGGGCCACGCGCUGCCUGCGGUGCCAGAAGGUGUUCCCGAAACCGAAGGUGCUUUACAGAUCGCCGCCGGCCCCGAGCCCGCGGCCACCACGCCCGGCAGGACCAUGGUGGCGGCGGGCUCCCUGGAGGAGGCGGUGAUCUUGCCAUUCCGCAUCCCUCCCCCGCCGUUGGCGUCCGUGGACCUGGACGAGGACUUUGCUUUCACAGAGCCAUUGCCACCCCCCCUGGAGUUUGCCAAUAGUUUUGACAUCCCCGACGACCGCAUCGCUUCUGUCCCCGCCCUCACGGGCUUGGCCCAGCAGGACAGAAACGACACCUCCCCGUCCCCUGCGUCGAACCCCAGCCAACCCACCAGCUCUGCCGACGGCAAGAUGCUGGCCGGCCUCCCCAACUGCCUGCCGGCCCCGCUCCUGCCGCCCCCUGAGAGCUUUGACACAGUCACGGACUCGGGCAUCGAGGAGGCCGACAGCCGCAGCGGCAGCGACCACCCCCUCGAGACCACCAGCACCGUCUCCACCGUGUCCAGCAUCUCCACGCUGUCCUCCGAGGGUGGCGAGAGCGUGGACACCUGCACGGUCUACGCAGACGGGCAGGCGUUUGUGCUGGACAAGCCCCCCGUCCCUCCCAAGCCCAAAGUGAAGCCCGUCGCCCACAAAAGCAAUGUGCUUUACCAGGACACGCUGGCGGAAGAGGACACGGACGGCUUCAUCCCCCCGCCUGCACCCCCACCGCCACCCGGCGGGGUCCAGCCCGGGGCCGUGAAGGGGAUCCAGCCAAGGACCUCCAAGUUGUGGGGUGACGUCUCGGAGGUCAGAAGCCCCAUCCUCUCCGGCCCGAAGGCAAACGUGAUCAGCGAGUUGAACUCAAUCCUGCAGCAAAUGAACCGAGAGAAACUGGCCAAGCCGGGCGAAGGCGUGGACGCGCCCACAGGGACCAAGCCGGCCGGCCUCGCUCCCAGAAGCCCAGAGGUGGUGAGCACCGUCUCAGGGACACGGAGCACGACCGUCACCUUCACCGUCCGCCCCGGGACCUCGCAGCCCAUCACCCUGCAGAGCCGGCCCCCGGACUACGACAGCAGGACCUCAGGAACCAGACGUGCCCCCAGCCCCGUGGUCUCGCCCACGGAGAUGAGCAGAGACAUCCUGCCCGCCCCGCUCCCCGCCGCCGCCGCGUCCCCGUCCCCCACCCUCUCCGAGGUCUUCAGCCUCCCGAGCCAGCCCCCGGCCGGGGACCUGUUCGGCCUGAGCCCCGCGGGGCGCAGCCGGUCGCCGUCCCCCUCCGUCCUGCCGCCGCCCCUGUCCAGCAAGCCUUUCGCCACGAAACCCGUGCACCUGUGGACGAAGCCCGACGUGGGCGACUGGCUGGAGAGCCUGAACCUGGGCGAGCACAAGGAGACCUUCCUGGACAACGAGAUCGACGGCAGCCACCUGCCCAACCUGCAGAAGGAGGACCUCAUCGACCUGGGCGUGACGCGGGUCGGGCACCGCAUGAACAUCGAGAGGGCCCUGAAGCAGCUGCUGGACAGAUAAGGGCGGCCGCGCGGCCCCACGGACUCCGCGAGAAGUAGAGGUGGGCUCCCGCGGGGGCGGGGGCUGCACGGCCGCGGGGCCUGGGCGCCCCUCUCCCGGGUUUGUCUCCGGGCACCCAAAGAAAUGCGGGCGUGGCCGAGCGCAGGUGGGGCUCCCGGCUCCCGGCGGGUUUCCUGGGCUGUGUCUGUCCAGCCAGGGGCACGGGAGGGAGUUUUCUAACCCGGAGGGAGACCUCGGCUGCCUCCCGCCCGGCGCGCGGGCGGCCUCACUGCAGGGCCGAGCGUGGCCGUGGUCCGCGGGCCUGGCUCUCGCCGGCCGACCCCCUGGGCCGCAGAUACCUCCCGAGCCGCCCUGCCCCGGCGCCGCGGCCGUGCUCGCUCCUCUCGCCUGUGCUCUGCUUGCGGCGAGGUGGGCGGACCAGCCUGGGGGCCCCGCGUGGGCCGGAGGUAGCGAAGCCUCUUCCAGCCGCCUCCCCGCCUCCCGGGACGUGGGCCGGCUCCUUGGCCCAGAGGGUCCGGCAGCUGCGGGGUGAACGGGAUCGUGCGGCUUUGCUUAGCUUCCUUUCUUUCUUUCUGCAAAUCGACUCGCAUGAUUCCCAAGUGGCCAGCCAUGCCACGCGGAGCGAGUCAAAGCACAAGGUCACGAUCCCGAGGAGGGGCCUGGGCGGGAGCCAGCGGCUCCCGGACCGGCCUGGGAGGAGGGCUGCUCUGCACUCAGGCUUUUUAACUGAGUGUGGGAUUCUGCCCGGAGCAGAGCAGGCGAGCCCCCCCACCCCCCCCACGUGAACAAGAUACGAGGUGAAUGACGGCAGCGUGCUGGGCCGCGCAGCGCCCUCCGUCCUGAGCCGCCCUUUCGCUCUCUGCGGCCCGAGCGGGUGGCACUUGGGCCUCCCCCCUUCUCUCUGCGUGUCCAGGACCCCACCAGCUUGUCUUAAUCGUCCCACCGUGUUUGGAGAACCCAGAGGGUAUGGCAGGGCCCAGGGGAGACAGGGUGGGUGUGAGGCAG